Molecule: messenger RNA, 483 nt
Organism: Pseudozyma hubeiensis SY62
Lineage: Eukaryota; Fungi; Basidiomycota; Ustilaginomycetes; Ustilaginales; Ustilaginaceae
Exons: 2
Coding region: 1-483 (160 amino acids)
Biological process (GO): protein transport; vesicle-mediated transport
Cellular component (GO): intracellular membrane-bounded organelle; AP-1 adaptor complex
Molecular function (GO): clathrin-cargo adaptor activity
Source: RefSeq, a predicted model, not a curated record
AUGGCGAUCAACUGGAUCCUCCUCAUCAGCCGUCAAGGCAAGGUGCGACUCGCCAAAUGGUUCACCACCAUGUCGCCCAAGGCAAAGCUCAAGAUCACAAAGGACGUCACACAACUCGUGCUCGCGAGGCGAACACGCAUGUGCAACUUCCUCGAGUACAAGGAUAGCAAAGUGGUGUAUCGGCGGUACGCGUCGCUCUUCUUCGUAACGGGCAUCAGUCAAGGCGACAACGAGCUGGUGACGCUCGAGAUCAUCCACAGAUACGUAGAGGUGCUCGAUCGAUACUUCGGUAACGUGUGCGAGCUGGACCUCAUUUUCAACUUUCAAAAGGCAUACGCUAUUCUCGACGAGCUCAUCAUUGCGGGAGAGAUGCAAGAGUCAUCCAAGAAGUCGGUGCUGCGGACAGUCAGUCAGAGCGAUGCGGUUGAGGAGGCGGAACAAUCGGAGGAUUCACUGGCGAGGAUUGGCAGCAGGUCAGGCUAG